AUGGCGCGAACAGUUCUAUCACAAUGCAUACAUUCAAGUCCAAAGGAAAAGAAAACAUAUCUUAAGUACCUACGAGGAAAAAUCUUUUCUUUUGAAAAAAAUCAAUACGUGCAAGAUUUUACUACUACUGAAUCAGGAGAUAAUCCGAGGCGUUUCCCACAAAUCAACUCUAAUUCAAGCCAAGCACUACCAUGUAUCCAUUUUCCUUUAUCAGAAAAUAUUCUAAUUGACAAGACAAUGGCGUUUUUAAGGCAUAAAAAUAGCAUUAAUAAAACCACAAAUAUGCGUGACAUGUAA
Echinococcus granulosus is the source of this 297-nucleotide messenger RNA. RefSeq lists its product as hypothetical. The coding region runs from base 1 to 297 and encodes 98 amino acids. NCBI's taxonomy places the organism in Eukaryota, Metazoa, Platyhelminthes, Cestoda, Cyclophyllidea, Taeniidae. The record is from RefSeq and is a predicted model, not a curated record. The transcript is spliced from 2 exons.